Messenger RNA from Rubroshorea leprosula, 1915 nucleotides. NCBI's taxonomy places the organism in Eukaryota, Viridiplantae, Streptophyta, Magnoliopsida, Malvales, Dipterocarpaceae. The record is from the annotation of a GenBank genome assembly.
AAACCCUGUUUUUGUAUGUUUCUAGCCAGACGAUCUCGGUUUUUCUCCCAUGAAAGUGUUGUUCUUUCUUCAGAAUUCAAGACUUCACUAACAGGGAGAAAAAUUAUACAGAAUCCAGGGCUUGAGGGUAAGAGGAGAGUGGAGAUAAAAUGGCUGGUGGGGGUUUUACAGAUGCCGGAAACUUGAAAAGAGCUCAUCUUUACGAGUACAGAAUCACCCCUUAUUUCAUCUUCGCCUGCAUUGUCGCUGCCCUUGGCGGCUCCCUCUUCGGUUAUGAUCUUGGCGUUUCCGGGGGUGUGACAUCCAUGGAUGACUUUUUGAAGGAGUUUUUCCCGAAAAUCUACAGGAGGAAGCAAGAACAUUUGAAGGAGACAGAUUACUGUAAAUAUGACAGUCAGAUCCUGACACUGUUCACGUCGUCUCUGUACUUCGCAGGUCUUGUCUCCACUUUCGGAGCAUCAUAUGUUACCAGAACUAAGGGGAGAAGAGCCAGUAUCCUUGUCGGAGCGGUCAGCUUUUUCUUGGGUGCUAUCUUAAAUGCCGCCGCCGUCAAUAUCUUGAUGCUUAUCAUCGGACGGAUUUUGCUUGGCGCGGGAAUUGGAUUUGGCAAUCAAGCGGUUCCUUUGUACCUAUCGGAGACAGCUCCGGCGAAGAUCCGUGGAGCGGUGAAUCAGCUUUUCCAAUUGACAACGUGCUUGGGGAUUUUGGUAGCGACCCUCAUCAAUUACGGAACAGACAAGAUUCAUCCAUGGGGUUGGAGAUUGUCUCUCGGAUUAGCUACCAUUCCGGCCGUUCUGAUGUUCGUAGGAGGCUGGUUCCUUCCGGAGACACCUAACAGCCUUGUGGAACAGGGCAAGUUAGAGGAAGGAAAAAGAGUGUUGAUCAAAAUCAGGGGAACCCCCAAUGUCGAUGCUGAAUUCGCUGAUCUGGUGGAGGCUAGCGAGGCAGCUCGUGCUGUAAAGCACCCAUUCAGGAACCUUCUCCAGAGGAAGAACCGUCCCCAGCUGGUAAUCGGCGCCUUGGGGAUUCCGGCGUUCCAGCAGCUCACUGGCAAUAACUCUAUUCUCUUCUAUGCUCCUGUGAUGUUUCAGAGCUUGGGUUUUGGUUCGGGAGCAGCUCUUUACUCGUCUGUUAUUACAAGCGUAGCGCUUGUUGUCGCCACACUCAUUUCAAUGGCUUUUGUGGAUAAAUUCGGAAGAAGAGCUUUCUUCUUGGAAGCUGGAGCUGAGAUGUUCUGUUACAUGGUAGUCGUAGCAAUUACUCUAGCAUUGAAGUUUGGUGAAGGACAGGAGCUUCCUAAAGGCCUAGGGAUGUUCCUUGUGAUCAUCAUUUGUUUGUUCGUGUUGGCCUACGGUAGGUCAUGGGGGCCUCUGGGGUGGUUGGUUCCGAGUGAGCUCUUUCCCUUGGAGACAAGGUCAGCAGGGCAGAGUAUGGUGGUGAGUGUCAACCUCUUCUUCACCGCCAUGAUUGCACAGUGCUUCCUUGUCUCGCUCUGCCAUCUCAAGUAUGGUAUUUUCUUGCUGUUUGCUGGACUGAUCUUCAUAAUGAGCAGCUUCAUUUUCUUCCUGUUGCCGGAAACCAAGCAAGUUCCAAUUGAGGAAGUGUAUCUUUUGUGGCAAAAUCACUGGUUCUGGAAGAAGAUUGUUGGUGAUGGCAGCGAAAGGGAAUUGGAAGCAAAACAACCAUAAGAGAGAACAUCUAGGAUAACCACAUUUGUGUCCACAGUUCAUUGGCAACACAUGUAUUUCUUGAGAGUUCUCUAAAUAAUUUAUUCUUCUUUCAAAUGUUCUACAUUAACAUGGAUGAUUUUCAUGGUAUUUGUUUUGGAUGAACUAUUUAACCUAAGGUUUCAAAGAUCAACCAUCUUGCAUCUCGUGCGAGAGACAACUCUUUCCAAUCCGUUUUGCCCUCUCAU